Molecule: messenger RNA, 636 nt
Organism: Closterium sp. Naga37s-1
Lineage: Eukaryota; Viridiplantae; Streptophyta; Zygnematophyceae; Desmidiales; Closteriaceae
Source: the annotation of a GenBank genome assembly
AUGAACUUAUCGAGCUCCAUCGUUGACUUAAGGGAUUUUUCCGCAUCCUUCGUGUCUCCUUUGCCCUUACCACCACCCGGCUUCCCAAACCCUGUAGCAGCAACCACACACACUCCCUUCCCGACACAGACUGCUGCUGCUCCAGCUGUUGACGUGCUUCGCAUUGAGAAGGACGCGCCACACAAUGACGUGGAUUUGAGUACCCAGCGUUUCCGCUUCAAACCCUUGUCUGAAGAGUCUACGAUUUUCUCCCGUCGUAACAUCGUUGGCGCUGCUGCAACUGGCGCAGGCGCAUCUCUCCUUGUGCUCGCUAAUCGCUCGAGGCCGUUCGGUGGCGGACUAGAAAACAUUGAGGGCCGUUCAUACUAUGUCGUCCAAAGGGGUGACUCGCUAUCCGCUAUUUCUCGCACCUUCGGGUCUUCAGUGGAUGUGAUUGCACAGGCUAACAACCUGCGGUCUGAAACUAUCCAUAAAGGAGAGACACUGUGGAUUCCGCGCAUGUAUACUAUCCAGCAGGGUGACACUCUUUAUGGCAUUGCAAGAAAGUACUAUACUACAGUGGCAGCGAUAUUGGAAAUCAACAACAUUGAAGACCCAAACGUGAUAAAGGCUGAUGAUGUGAUCCUCAUCCCAUAA